Paramormyrops kingsleyae is the source of this 1666-nucleotide messenger RNA. Its product is annotated as hydroxycarboxylic acid receptor 2-like. The record is from RefSeq and is a predicted model, not a curated record. Gene Ontology annotation, biological process: blood coagulation; thrombin-activated receptor signaling pathway. Gene Ontology annotation, molecular function: thrombin-activated receptor activity. Lineage: Eukaryota; Metazoa; Chordata; Actinopteri; Osteoglossiformes; Mormyridae. Gene Ontology annotation, cellular component: plasma membrane.
UGAACACAACAUCUAGCAACUGCUGUGUCUUUGGUGGGGGUCUGUUUAAAACUUUGUCUCCAAUAAUUUGCAUUGAAUUCAUCCUGGGAAUGAUAGGCAAUGGUGUGGCUCUCUGGAUCUUCUGCUUUUGCCUAAAACCUUGGAAAAGCAGCACCGUCUUCCUCUUCAAUCUUGCCCUUGCUGACUUUCUCCUGAACGUGAUCCUGCCUUUCCGUGCCAGCUACUACCUGAUGGGGAGAGACUGGAUCUUCGGGGAUAUCUUCUGCCGCAUCUCCCUCUUCAUGCUGGCCAUGAACCGCUGUGGCAGCAUCCUGUUCCUGACAGCAGUGGCUGUAGACCGGUUCCUGCGGGUGGUUCACCCACACCACCCUCUCAAUUCGAUGUCUGUCCGAAAGACCGUGGGUGCUGCCUGUGCGAUCUGGGCGCUGACCAUCUCCCAGACAGCCCACCUGGUAUUCGACAUGCACAUCACCCCUAGUGGGAACUCAACCCAGUGCGAGAGCUUCCAGAUUUGCGAAAAAUCCACUUUUUAUUUUACCUGGCACAAGUCUAUCUUCGUCUUCUCCUUUUACCUGCCUCUGGCCAUAAUCCUGUUCUGCACCAUCCGGAUCAUCACACAGCUGAAGAACAGGCAGAUGGACAAGGACCAAAGGAUCAGGAGGACACUUCGCUUCAUCAUUGUGGUAGUAGUGGUGUUUUUCUUAUGCUUCUUUCCCAGCAACCUGACCCAGGUGGUCAUCUGGAUCAAAGUCACCUUCUACCCUGGAAACUGUGAAGACUACAUGGUCCUGCAAACACUCUUUUUCUACACAAUCAGCUUGACUUACCUCAACAGCACAUUAGAUCCCAUUGUCUACUAUUUCUACAGCCCGAUAUUCAAGAAGAUCUGCCAGAAGCAGUUGAAGCGGCUGUGGAAGAAAGCAGAGGUACCUGCAGAGGAAGAUCAAACGCGAGACACAGGCUCUCAGACACUUACUCAGCUGUGAGGAGUUAAGCAGGACUGUUUUAGCAUGCUAGCACACUCGUCAGUUCAUAUCAGAUGGUUUUCGUCACAUUUGCAUUUCAGCUUCUAUGAUCUUGUACGAAACAAAGCAAUCAUAAACAUACAUGGUUUAGGGACUAAAUUUUAUACAACUUAAAGCAGAGGUACCUGCAGAGGAAGAUCAAACACGAGACAUGGACUCUCAGACACUUACUCAGCUGUGAGAAGUUUGGCUGGAUGGUAUGCCAUGACCCUGAACAAGUGGUUACAAGACGAAUGGUGUUUUUGUUUCACUUACCAGUUUCACCCAGUGCACCAGGAGGAUCAAAGGACCACAUAAUUUGUAAAUAUUAGGAAUUGAAGUUUUUAUUUCAUGCCAGAAAUUUACAAAACUGUGGAAUUUUUGCUGUCAAGGAGAGUGUCCAGUUAUAUUUGUACUUUAUGCAUUUUGUUUCUGUUAAAAACCUAGUCAAACAAUUGUAGGAACUGUAUGUAAUGAGGUGUAGUUUACUGCAGGUGUAUGGUUUAAAUUAAAAUGUUUAAAAUACUGAGGCAUUUAAGCUGAAAGUUUGAGUGUGAAAGGCUAACUUUCUAUUUAAGGAGCAUGGGUUCAUUUGGUAGUUGGCUGGCUGUGGACGUAGCCUGAAUCCCAGUGUCAUAUGUGGAAUGUACUGUUUGCCUAGU